Puccinia graminis f. sp. tritici CRL 75-36-700-3 is the source of this 624-nucleotide messenger RNA. RefSeq lists its product as uncharacterized. The coding region runs from base 1 to 624 and encodes 207 amino acids. Lineage: Eukaryota; Fungi; Basidiomycota; Pucciniomycetes; Pucciniales; Pucciniaceae. The transcript has 2 exons. The record is from RefSeq and is a predicted model, not a curated record.
AUGAUUGUCGAUGAAGAGAUCAGUCAGCUUGAGCCGGUAAUCGAUUGCAAUCAAGAUCCUAGUGGGGCAAACUCGGAAGCCGACAAUGAAAAAGCGACAGACGAAGAGAUAGAUGAAAUCGUUCCAGGAACGUUUGAGAUCGAGGAAUCUGAAGAUGAUGAGGAGGCCGAGGCAACUUGGAUGGAUUUGGUUGGUGUAGCUGUUGGUCAGAUCGAUUCGGAGCCGCCGAUGGACACUCUAGCCGAUUCGAGCCCUUUAUUUCGCCGCGAAGAGGAAAAGAUUAAAAAGGUUUCCGCUGACAACUCAGCCUGGUAUCUGUUUCUGAGUAAAGAAUACCUGAUGGGUUCCCUGCUUGUUGGAUACUUACACAAGCUGAUCUUGCGUUACUCGUACCAUCAAAUACGGGUCGUCUUUACUCUAAACUCCAUCAAUCUUCCCCGCUGGGAAGCCUUACGAAUGAUGCGCGCCCAAAUCCGUUCGCUGGUCAAUCAGACUGUCAUCGAGAAAGAAACCAUUUUUGGUCAGCCCGUUUUUGGAUUGAAGGCGAGUGAUUUGAUUAAGAAUGUCAGUACUCACCUGAUGGUUUUAUUCUUGGGGAAGAGCCAAGCUGAAUCGUAUGCGUGA